CACCAAGGCAAAUCCGAAAAAUGCGGCCCAUCAAUAUAUCCUGGUGUUCGAGUGCCAUAGAGCCGCACAUAUGAUGCCUCUCUUUAGCCAUGCCCUCCAUUGCUUCACUGGCUUGCUUUUCUGCGUCUUCGUUCCUCGACACCUGUAUCUAUUUGUCUUAUCUUACCAGCUUCAUCGUUAGCCCAACAACCGAAGCCAGACGCAAGCCGACCUGCAGUAUCAGUGAGCAAACGGCGACGGUGGGCGGAGGCAAUGGCGACAUAAAACCCCCCCAUACUACAAAUACCUUUAUUUCAACAUCAGGGAUGUUAGGGGUGCACCCAAAAAGCCUAUGACUGGCUUGACAGAGGGGCGCACCCCCGUACAUAAAAACCGGCAGCAACAGAACACGGACAGAAGAAAAAGAAAAAAAGAAAGACUACAGUCUAUGGAGACUACCUACUAUAAUCUACUGCCGUCACUACCGCUGUGAAUUAUGGUGCGAAACUCUAUGCUGCUGUGUAAGCAGAUUAAGUACGACGGACUUGCACGCUUACACCGUCCGCCGUUUCCCGAUGCUGUGCCCGAUUGAAAAUGAAUAACAACAGUAGCCGAAAAAUGAAUAAACGAAAGGAAGUGUUCUUUGCCGACCGCUUAAUUUUUUAUCUGUGAAAACUAAUGACUACCAAAAGCUGUGAACGACAUAUAUUUCACUUUAUCCAACUGUAUUUUAGAAUAUCCGGCAACCACUAGGGACACAAACACAUGUUCUUUGAAACCGAAACUAGAACUUGAAACAACUACAACUUGCCAACGCUAUCAUCAUUAUCACUACCCAAUGGGGGGAGGAGGGGAGUGAAAACUAGGUUAAGGAAAAGAGGAUAAAGAAAGGAAAAAAAAAGAAUAAUAUUAAAAUAGGAGGGGGAGCAAAAGGCUAGGUGGCGCCAGCCGCCGCCCGUUACAAAGGGUAUAGCCGCCAUCCAUCCAUCCAUCCAUCGACGGAUAAAAUGGCAGAGUGGAUCGGCGUGGCUACCGGCGUUGUCGCAUUGUUGUUGUUGUCUCGGUUGCCUUGUGCUUGCCGAGAUCGUGUUUAGGUGCUGUAGGUGUUCUGUAGCUGUACUCGUUUCCGUGAUCAAGCAGUGGCGCGUGAAGUGCUGUGCGGUGAACCACGAAGCAAUUUGCAAGACAUCUGUAGAACUAGCGUGCGCCAACAUUGUAGCGUGGGGCCUUCUCGCUCGACACGGUAGCCAUGGACGCGGGAAAAGAAAACCCUCUGGUCCUUUCGUGGCACGACACAGCGUGGUUGCCCGCGCUUGACCCGUCGAAUGUGAUGGACUACUUCUCAGAACGUAGCAAUCCGUUCUAUGACCGCACGUGCAACAAUGAGAUUGUGAAGAUGCAGCGCCUGAACCCCGACCAGUUGACCCACAUGACGGGCCUAGAAUACGUGCUGUUGCACGCGCAGGAUCCCAUCCUGUACGUGGUGCGCAAACAGCAUCGCCACUCGCCUACCCAGGUGACACCGCUGGCCGACUAUUACGUGCUGGCAGGCGUUGUCUACCAGGCGCCGGACCUCGGCUCGGUGCUCAACUCAAGACUUUUGGGUGCUGCUCAUGCGCUGCAGGGCGCGCUCCACGAAGCAAUGGGCUACGCGAGGUACCACCCGUCGCGCGGAUAUUGGUGGCACUUCAAGGACAACCCCGUUGCUACUACUGCUACCACGACGCCCGCCGCUACCGGCGCCGCGCCGAGCAACACAGGCGCGAGCCUGUUCCAGCGGCGCCGCGUUGACAUGCUUCUCGCCGAGCUGGCGGCAAAAUUCCCUCCCGAGCCGCCCAAGCCGGAGCCCGCCGACGUCAAGCCGGCGAAAACCGCCGACAAGAAGCAGACCCGGCCCGCAUCUUAGCGCACUAGAUGGUGCCUAGUCACUGCCUUUCUGCAAGUUCUCCCUGCUGUAAGAAGGCUGGGCGACAUGGUUUGUGCACAUGUGCCAUGAAGAAAGCCAGCCAUACCACCUGUCCUGUCUGAAGAGCAGUUCGAAAACCUGUUUCUAUGCCACCUUGCAGC
This is a messenger RNA of Dermacentor andersoni, 2046 nucleotides long. RefSeq names its product mediator complex subunit 6 (gene MED6). Gene Ontology annotation, molecular function: transcription coregulator activity. NCBI's taxonomy places the organism in Eukaryota, Metazoa, Arthropoda, Arachnida, Ixodida, Ixodidae. Gene Ontology annotation, cellular component: mediator complex. The record is from RefSeq and is a predicted model, not a curated record. Gene Ontology annotation, biological process: regulation of transcription by RNA polymerase II.